Histoplasma mississippiense is the source of this 1038-nucleotide messenger RNA. RefSeq lists its product with no specific name. Bases 1 to 1038 code for a protein of 345 amino acids. Gene Ontology annotation, cellular component: nucleus; elongin complex. Lineage: Eukaryota; Fungi; Ascomycota; Eurotiomycetes; Onygenales; Ajellomycetaceae. Gene Ontology annotation, biological process: transcription elongation by RNA polymerase II. The transcript has 2 exons. The record is from RefSeq and is a predicted model, not a curated record.
AUGGAGAACCCGGAGCAGCUGCAUGAACUUGAACUCAAGUCGCCGCAUCUCCUCGAGCAUGAUGCAGAGUUAUGGAUUGAGUUUAUCAAACGCGAUGUUCCCGGAUUCGAUGAACUCAUCCUUCCCGAGAACCCUGAUAGCUGGUACGACGUUUACCAUGAGCUCCUAGAGAAAACCGCCAGGGAAGUAGAUAAAGAUGCAGAACGCAUGAAGCUUGCGCUACUUGGCCUCGAUUCCAAAAAGGCUAAACAUGCUUCUAAAGUGGUGGAUACGCGGAAAAUGCGGCUUCCCAAGGAGAAACCAACCGCAAUUCAACGGCACGCUUUUCUUGACAGGAAAAUGGGUGGUAUUUCUCCUGUCUUUGCCCAAGGAGCGGUGAAGCCAUCUGGAGGUCGUGGGAUCACCCCUUAUGAUCAAUCCCCGCGGUGGAAAUUUGAGAGCCCCAAGGCGCCACGGCCAGCUCCAAAGAAGUCAGCACUGCCCUUCGCAAAAAGGAACCAGCGCCUAUGCAUCCCCACACAUCGUCUAAAUAGCAGCGCUUCCCAGGUUGUGAACGCUCCCCGGUCGCUAAUUGAGGAUUACAAGCGACCUAUUGAGCAAAAUAUCCCUCGACCAAAGACGAGAGACCCACGCUCUCCUUCUACAAUUACAACAGCAACACAACCACCAACACCAACGAAAACACCAAUAAUUAACAACCUCAGCCUGAGGCCCGGUUCCCUCGAUCAUGGAUCAAAGCAGUCAAAAAUCCUCUGUCCGUCCCCAUCCUCGCCUACCACCCCAUCUCGCACCUCAGGAGUACGCAGGCAGAGUUCGCUAGUUUCCAAAAAUGGGAAACGUGAGGAGGCGUCUGUUUCUGCCACAUCGCCAAUAGCCGUUAGGAUGGCAGAUGGCAGUGAACCCGGCGAUGAUAGCCAUACCUCAACGGCCAAGACGUCCCAGACCAACACCGAGUCCAGGUUAUCUCGCCCCACUGUGAAAAAACGAACGGUUUCGGAAUAUGUGCUUGUCAAGCCUAAAAAGAGACGACUGUUAUAG